GAGGACAUUCCUACAGAGAAAGAUUUGAUCCAUAUUAAUGCUGCAGACAUAAAGGAAGAAGAAGAGACAGAUGUGAGCAGUGAUGAGCAGUAUAAGGAGGACAUUCCUACAGGUAACCACCCAGAUUCUUGUAGCAGGAGAUCAGAGGAGAAUCUUAUAUCUUCAGAUUAUAAAGCAGAUGAUGAUAUCACACAAGAUACAUAUGAAGAACAUUCCAUUAUCCCAGAUACACCCUCAGCCCUUCACAGCCAAGAUCUGUCAUCUCAUCCUUAUAUACAGGUCCUGUCUUCUCAGUCAUCACAGGGUGUUCAGAAAAAUAAAAGACAUCAAAGAGAUCAUACAGGAAAGAAACCAUAUUCAUGCUCAGUAUGUGGGAAAUGUUUUACUGACAAAUCACAUCUUCUUAGACAUCAAAUAACUCACACAGGAGAGAAGCCAUUUUCAUGUUCAGAAUGUAGAAAGUGUUUUACUGACAAAUCAAGUCUUCGUAGACAUCAAAGAACUCACACAGGGGAAUUUUCAUGUUUAAAAUGUGGGAAAUGUUUUACUCGGAAAUCAACUUUUCUUCAGCAUCAAAGAAUUCACACAGGGGAUAAUCCAUAUUCAUGCUCAGAAUGCGGGAAAUGUUUUAUUAAGAAAUCACAUCUUGUUCAACAUAAAAGAACUCACACAGGGGAGAAGCCAUUUUCAUGUUCAGUAUGUGGAAAAUGUUUUAAUGACAAAUCAAUUCUUGUUCAACAUCAAAGAACUCACACAGGGGAAAAGCCAUUUUCAUGUUCAGAAUGUGGGAAAUGUUUUACUUUGAAAUCAGAUGUUACUCGACAUCAAAGAACUCACACAGGGGAGAGACCAUAUUCAUGUUCAGAAUGUAGAAAGUAUUUUCCUGACAAAUCAAGUCUUCUUAGACAUCAAAGAACUCACACAGGGGAGAAGCCAUUUUCAUGUUUAGAAUGUGGUAAAUGUUUUACUCGGAAAUCAGACCUUGUUGUACAUCAAAGA
This is a messenger RNA of Hyla sarda, 999 nucleotides long. RefSeq names its product gastrula zinc finger protein XlCGF17.1-like. The record is from RefSeq and is a predicted model, not a curated record. Lineage: Eukaryota; Metazoa; Chordata; Amphibia; Anura; Hylidae. Gene Ontology annotation, cellular component: nucleus. The annotation marks the transcript as partial. The transcript has 3 exons.